Zalophus californianus (California sea lion) is the source of this 2900-nucleotide messenger RNA. RefSeq names its product ATP-binding cassette sub-family F member 2. Gene Ontology annotation, molecular function: ATP binding; ATP hydrolysis activity. The record is from RefSeq and is a predicted model, not a curated record. Bases 540 to 2414 code for a protein of 624 amino acids. The transcript has 15 exons. NCBI's taxonomy places the organism in Eukaryota, Metazoa, Chordata, Mammalia, Carnivora, Otariidae.
GGAGGAGGGACGGGGUCGGGAUGGAGGAGGCUGCGGAGGAGAAGAAAGGGCCCAGGGAGAGACGCUGACGGGCGGGGGCUGGGGAAAGUCCCGGGGGUGGCGAGUGAGGAGACCCUGAGGGGACCUAGCGAGGGGAAGACGAGUGCGUCCCGGGAAGAAGCUGGGCCCGACGGCUCGGUGGUGUGGAGAGGGAAACGGAGAGGAGGACUGAGGCAGACGGGAGGAGGAAGCCCGGGAAAGUGAGGCGGCCGGCUGGAGCGCCAAGUUGGGAAACCGGAGACGGGGACCUCUGCCGAGGGGGCAGAACCUGGUCCCUAACUGGAGGCCCUGAAAGGAGGAGCGUUUCCAGAGUGAGGCAGUCCGUGGGGAUUGGUGGACAAAGCCUGAGGGAAGAGAUGUUAAGAUUAGAAAAGCGGCCGAGGACCAGAAUUGGCUUGAGAGACCCUGACAAAAUUUGGAGCGGCUAGGCAUGGGCGGAGCAGGGUCUCCGAAGCUUGGCUCCCUGUAAGAACAGUUUCGUACCCCUGUGGUUCAUCACCAUGCCCUCUGACCUGGCCAAGAAGAAGGCAGCCAAAAAGAAGGAAGCUGCCAAAGCACGACAGCGGCCCAGAAAGGGACACGAAGAAAACGGAGAUACUGUCACAGAACCACAGAUGGCAGAGGAGAAAAAUGAGGCCAAUGGCCGAGAGAGCACAGAAGUGGAUUUGCUGACAAAGGAGCUAGAGGACUUUGAGAUGAAGAAAGCUGCUGCUCGAGCUGUCACUGGUGUCCUUGCCUCUCACCCCAACAGUACCGACGCCCACAUUAUCAACCUCUCCCUCACCUUUCAUGGUCAAGAGCUGCUCAGUGACACCAAACUGGAAUUAAACUCAGGCCGUCGUUAUGGCCUCAUUGGCUUAAAUGGAAUUGGAAAGUCCAUGCUGCUCUCUGCUAUUGGGAAACGGGAAGUGCCCAUCCCUGAGCACAUUGACAUCUACCAUCUGACUCGGGAGAUGCCCCCUAGUGACAAGACACCCUUGCAGUGUGUGAUGGAAGUCGACACAGAGCGGGCCAUGCUGGAGAGGGAGGCUGAGCGGCUGGCUCAUGAGGAUGCCGAGUGUGAGAAGCUCAUGGAGCUCUACGAGCGACUGGAAGAGCUGGAUGCCGACAAGGCGGAGAUGAGGGCCUCACGGAUCUUGCACGGGUUGGGUUUCACUCCUGCCAUGCAGCGCAAGAAGCUGAAAGACUUCAGUGGGGGCUGGAGAAUGAGGGUUGCCCUUGCCAGAGCCCUCUUCAUUCGGCCCUUCAUGCUGCUCCUGGACGAGCCCACCAACCACCUGGACCUCGAUGCCUGUGUGUGGUUGGAAGAAGAAUUAAAGACUUUUAAGCGCAUCCUGGUCCUCGUCUCUCAUUCCCAGGACUUUCUGAAUGGUGUCUGUACCAACAUCAUUCACAUGCACAACAAGAAGCUGAAGUAUUACACGGGUAAUUAUGAUCAGUAUGUGAAGACACGGCUGGAGUUGGAGGAGAACCAGAUGAAGAGGUUUCACUGGGAGCAAGAUCAGAUUGCACACAUGAAGAACUACAUUGCUAGGUUUGGUCAUGGCAGUGCCAAGCUGGCCCGGCAGGCCCAGAGCAAGGAGAAAACACUACAGAAAAUGAUGGCAUCGGGACUGACGGAGAGGGUCGUGAGCGACAAGACAUUGUCAUUUUAUUUUCCACCGUGUGGCAAGAUUCCUCCACCUGUCAUUAUGGUGCAAAAUGUGAGCUUCAAGUAUACAAAAGAUGGGCCUUGCAUCUACAACAAUCUAGAAUUUGGUAUUGAUCUCGAUACGAGAGUGGCUCUGGUGGGGCCCAAUGGAGCAGGGAAGUCAACUCUUCUGAAGCUGCUAACUGGAGAGCUACUACCCACAGACGGGAUGAUCCGAAAACACUCUCAUGUCAAGAUAGGACGUUACCAUCAGCAUUUACAAGAGCAGCUGGACUUAGACCUCUCACCUUUGGAGUACAUGAUGAAGUGCUACCCAGAGAUUAAGGAGAAGGAAGAAAUGAGGAAAAUCAUUGGUCGAUAUGGUCUCACUGGGAAACAGCAGGUGAGCCCAAUUCGGAACCUGUCUGAUGGGCAGAAGUGCCGAGUGUGUCUGGCCUGGCUGGCCUGGCAGAACCCCCACAUGCUCUUCCUGGAUGAGCCCACUAAUCACCUGGAUAUUGAGACCAUCGACGCCCUGGCCGAUGCCAUCAAUGAAUUUGAGGGUGGUAUGAUGCUGGUCAGCCAUGAUUUCAGACUCAUUCAGCAGGUUGCACAGGAAAUCUGGGUCUGUGAGAAGCAGACAAUCACCAAGUGGCCUGGAGACAUCCUGGCCUACAAGGAGCACCUCAAGUCCAAGCUGGUGGGCGAAGAGCCCCAGCUCACCAGGAGGACCCACAAUGUGUGAGCCCCUGCCUGGAUGGGGCCGGGCCUCUGGGGCCACACUCCUGCAUUGCUGCAAUACCGCUCCCCAGCCCCUCCCCUGCCCCCACCUGCCUUAGCUGCACUCUGUGAUCUUAUCUACAGCUGGACAGUACCUGUCCGUUUCCUGUCCUUCCAGUUACUUUUGUCCAUGUCUGGACUCGGCUGGCUAUUCUGCCAGCUCCUUGCUGGUUACUGACCUGAUAGUGAUGCAGCCAGAGGCACCUGAGGGUUAGCCCAAGGGCCCACAUCCUGGGUUGGCCUGUGAAAGAGCUUAGGGUCCUCGUUUUCUGGGUUUUGGUGAUGUUGGAGGAAUACCCCCCAGCCCACCACCCCCAUUCCUUUCUGCUUCUGGUUUGGAGCUCUGGACCAGGGCUUUAGUCCUGGUCGGUUUUUAAAUAAUUAUUUAACAGUGUAACUUUUAGACCUGCGUGACAUCUACAAAGUGUCCAAUAAAGAAAGAAGAAGCCAU